Ictalurus punctatus (channel catfish) is the source of this 4160-nucleotide messenger RNA. RefSeq names its product zinc finger and BTB domain containing 2b (gene zbtb2b). Gene Ontology annotation, biological process: regulation of transcription by RNA polymerase II. Gene Ontology annotation, cellular component: nucleus. Lineage: Eukaryota; Metazoa; Chordata; Actinopteri; Siluriformes; Ictaluridae. The record is from RefSeq and is a predicted model, not a curated record. Gene Ontology annotation, molecular function: DNA-binding transcription factor activity, RNA polymerase II-specific; RNA polymerase II cis-regulatory region sequence-specific DNA binding; protein binding. The coding region runs from base 352 to 1935 and encodes 527 amino acids. The transcript has 3 exons.
UCUCACCCCUCCACGCACGCACGCACGCACGCACACUAACCAACCCCUCCGGGGGAAGUAGCGAGAGAGCGAGCGAGCGUGUCCUCCCCCCCUCCUCACAACCGCCUGUGCGCCGUUUUUAAGGUUCUUUAGUCAGUCAUGUGAUUGUAACGUAACCCGACCGGAAAACACCGACAACCAUCGCCGCCAAUGCUGCGUCUGAGAGGAACAGAGCAGCUGCGCCGCGACCAACGGACCGAGAGUCCCCGGUAACAAACACAACGCCGUCGCCCGACCCCACGCGCUCACACGGAGGAAAGUAGACCGGAAGCUGACUCGUCAUCUCUGCUCCCCCUCUGUGUAGGUGGAAGUAUGGAGCUGGCCAACCAUGGUCUUAUCCUCCUGCAGCAGCUCAACGCGCAGAGGGAGUUCGGCUUCCUGUGUGACUGCACGGUCGCCAUCGGUGACGUCUUCUUCAAAGCACACAAGGCCGUGCUGGCCGCCUUCUCCAACUACUUCAGAAUGUUAUUCAUUCACCAGGACAGCGACUGUGUUCGGUUAAAGCCCGCAGACAUCCAGCCCGAUAUCUUCAGCUACCUCCUGAACCUGAUGUACACUGGCAAACUGGCCCCGCAGCUCAUCGACCCGGCCCGGCUAGAGCAGGGCGUGAAGUUCCUGCACGCUUACCCCCUCAUCCAGGAGGCUAGCCUAAACAGCCAGACCGCCUUCUCUCAUCCCGAGCCCAGCAUCCGGCUGAACACCUCUCUCUACGGCAUCCAGAUAUCAGGCCAACAGGGGUCUCAGUCCGGCCGUCUGUCCACCAGGAGGCAGUCCUCACCCGUCGACUCGGACAGCACAGGCGUGCUCGAUGGGAAAAGCUCGACCGCGAACGCGUCUCUGUCGUCAGGAUCCAGACUGCAGCCGGACAUGGAGGUCGAGGCAGCGGCGGUGAGCAGUAGCCAGUUCGGGAGAGAAGGCUCCGAGGCAGACGCGUCGUCCGGCGAAAGCUUGUCCGCCUUGACGAGCGCGAACCCUAACACCAUCCUCCACGUGAAGCCCAGCAUCAUGAAACGAAGCUCGUCGUUCCGGAAGCACUACACCUGCCACAUCUGCGGCAGUCGCUUCAACCAGCGGGCGGCUCUGAGGGAACACCUUCUCUGGCACGCCCAGGCUAUGGCACCUCUAAUGCUGGAGUCUGGAGGUGCCACCUCUCCCAUACUUCCCGGAGGAGCUGCCACACCCGAGGUGGAGGAAGUCCUCACCGGCGUUGGAGCGUCCGCAGCCACUCCCAUCAUGGUGGACGUCGAUGUCGAACAGCCCCUGUCUGGAUCUAAAGUCUCGCCGAGGGGCGAGCCGGCCGUCUCGGUCCCGUCGUGCGCGGCCCAGCCCCAAGCGGACACGCCUCCUCCGUCCGACAUCGCCGACAUCGACAACCUAGAAGGCGUGGCCGACAUCGAGCGAGAGGUGAAGAGACGGAAGUACGAGUGCCCCACCUGCGGACGCAAGUUCAUCCAGAAGAGCCACUGGCGCGAACACAUGUACAUCCACACGGGAAAGCCGUACCGCUGCAGCGCCUGCGGGAAGAGCUUCUGCCGAGCCAAUCAGGCAGCACGACACGUCUGCAUGAGCCAAGGUGCGGAGUCGGCGUACACCAUGGUAGACCGGCAGAGCAUGGAGCUGUGCGCGGCGGACGACUCCAGCCAGAUGGAGGCCCUGUUCCUGGGCUCCUCGGGAAGACCGUACAAGUGUAACAUAUGCGAAAUGACCUUCACCAACCCGAACGAAGUCAUCAAGCACACGUGCUUUAACCAGGGCGCGGUCUCGGAGGGAAGCGUCUCAGGAACGGCGGGGAGCGGCGUGAACACUGACAGAGCGGCCAAAGAUGAGGGCUCCGAUGUGUCUAGUGGUGGAUCUUUAGUGAUGGCCAUUAAAACAGAGGAGGUCUUGGUAGAUUAAUAAAACGUCCAUCCUAUAUCCAUGGGUUUUUUUUUUCCUUUUCGUUUAUCAAUAUCACACUUGUUUGUUGCAGAGCGUUUAUUCCGAUGUACAGCUUACGCUCUCGGAGUAGAACAGGAAAUGGUUGUACCUAUUAUAUGAAACCUUUUUUUUUUUUUUUUACUUUUCCACACCAGCAGGCGGUCGAGAUGAGUUUAUCACACCACGAAGCUCUUUUUUUUUUUAUUUUAUUUUUUCCCCCUCGUUCGGUGGAAUUCGGGUCAUUCACAUGUUGCACGUUGUGGUUUAAGCCUUUCCUCUUUGUAACCGUCAACAGGAAGAGGAAGUAGUGAAUUGCAAUAACCCCACCUAUGGUGAGGGCGUUCUCCUCGCCGCGUUCUCCUCGCCGCGUUCUCCUCACUGAUUCUUACAUCCUCGUAUGAUUUUAUGACAUUUAAAGCAAUAGCCAGCAGCAUAUAACCAUCACUAUAUUCUGCUUCUAUUAUUAUUAUUAUUAUUAUUAUUACUAUUAUUAUUAUUUCUACCGGCCAAAGAGUGUUAGAGCAGUUUAUUUCGUCUUCCCUGAUAAACCGAAUCGUUUUUUUUUUCUUUUCUUGUCCCUCAGCUUGGAUGAUUUUGUGUGAAAGAGCAUCAGUUACUCCAUCGUAAUAAAGUUAUAGAGUUCGAAAUCCGCUAGCUAUGAUCUCCGCUAAGAGCUCACUUGCCAAGGUAGAGCUAUUAUUAUUAUUAUUAUUAUUAUUAUUAUUUUUAAAUGAAAAACAAUGAUCUGUGUGCCAACACAAUUCCCCAGUUUGAAACAAACAUUUUGUUUUGAGUUCUUUCCAUUUUUAAAGGAUGCAAGUUGAUCUGGAACCAUUCUCAGUAAAUGUUUACAGAUGUGCCAUCUUUUUUAUUUUAUUUUUAUUUUAACAUUAUUUACUUUGUAUUUUAAUUUUAAUUUUUUUGGAAUGUAUCCGAUGACCUGUUACUGAUUUUCUGUUUUGAACCUUCACGUGUAUCGAUGUCUCAGUUUGAAGGGAGAUUUUUACCGUUUGUUUAUUCGCGGGGGAAAAAAAAAAAGUUUGUAAAAAGCCCUUAUUUGUUUUUUUUUUUUUUGUUUUUUUUUCUUUCCAAAUUUUAUACACAGUACUAUAUUUACAAAGAAUAUUUUAUAUUACAAAUGUUGUAUAUUGCAUAAAGUGCAUCGAGCGUAGAAUAUAAUCAAUUUUUAGUGUAGCACGAGUGUAUGUACAUUUUGUUCGUCUCUGAGUAACGGGUCUUAUAUUAAUAUUUUAACGCGACCCCCCUUCCCCCUCCCCUCCUCUCCCCCUCCCCUCCCCCUUCAUUAUCUGCUGUCGCUUAUUGUUCGCUCCUCGUUCAGCUGUCCAUGCACUGAAAUUUAGGGACCUGACUACUUUUUAUGAAAUUUUCGGAAGGCGUGACGAUGCACUGGGAGUUGCAGUGGUUCUGUAGGGUUAUAAACAGGCAUCGGACAUUCAUAACGAUGUUCUUUUGCAAUCGCAACAAGUCAAAUGUGCCGAAAAAGAAAUGAGCAGCUUUACAAAUAAGGAAAUUGUUGUUGUUGUUGUUGUUGUUGUUGUUAUUUUUAUUUUAUAGGUUGCUUCAGGAACAAGAAAAUGGGACCAUUGUUGUUUUUAAGAAAGUAUUAUUUCCUCGACAGAGCAGUGUAAUUUUUUUUUUUUUUUGGUGAAGUUUCUGUAUUAGGGCAUUUUGUGAAUUGAGUUACUACUGAUUGGUCGACGACUGGGAUUUUAUGACGUGCUCCUCUUUUCUCGUAACGUUCCUUUAUUUUCGACUCCCGGUGGUCGUGCAUGUACAGAAAUGACAGAUGAUAUGCCAUGCUUCGUUUUUGUUUCGCUUCGUUUUUUUUUUUUUUUUAUAUAUAUACUAUUACAUAUCUCUUCAUAUGCAAUUUGCUAAUGUAUUUUGUUCCGAGUUUAUUUUCGAGGCAGUUACAGGGAGGGGGGUGGGGGGUGAAGGAUCUUCCCUCCUCCGUCCCCUAAAAAAAAAUGCACAAACUCCAAAGCGAAGGCAAAACAUACAGUAUACUGUGAUCCGAAGCUCCUCAGGAAAUGAACAACUGCCUCAGAAUAAAUGUGAUUUGUGGUCGUCUGUCUAUAACGAACAAUAAAUCUUCCCUGUAACGGUAAUUGAAAUCAUUCCCAUAAAGUGGACAAAAUGAAUAAACAAUAAAACGUGACUGCAACAAAGCAGUAAUUAAUUCA